AGCAAUCUAUUUAAAAUUGUCAUAACAUAGUAUAAUGGUAGACACCGCGAAUAACACGCAAAAAUCUAGUUUAUAUUGAGAUAAUUAUAGCAAUAAUAACCCCUUACUGGAACUAACUCGGGAUAUAAAGUAGUUUAUGUUGUGACCAGUAGAAAAGAAGAUUCCACCGAGAGAGGAUAUUUAACACUUCUUUUAUCGCCAUGAAAUGAGGAAGUUGACAGAUUUCUGAUCACAUCGUAAUUAGGUUGAUAUUGACUUAAAGGAGUUGGAAAAUCUGUUUUUACUAUCGCAGGUUUCCCCGAGGCUAAUGUUCUCUGUAUUCGGUGAAAUAUCUUAGUCAUUUCUAAAUGUUAUAAUUCCGUUGAGAGAUUUAAUAACCACGUCAAGAGAGGAUUUAGAGAGGUUAGUCAGAUCACGCCCAAGUACGUAGAAAACCUUAUCCCGACUCGAUCGGCAUUGGUAGCUGGACUUAGAAAGUCUCUCAACUUGAUCACUCGGGAAACAAAGUACUGAUCCGGUUGUCAGGGUAAGCUAGACGUUCUUAAUUAAAGGGAUUUCAGCCAAAUGACACGCAAAACUUGGCGGCAAUUAAUAUCAAUUAAUACCCAUCACAUAUGUGUAAAUUUCAUUAUUUCAAAUUUUCAUUUCUGGACUCAUUGUUUGCUCAAGCCCCUUGCCAGUGUCACUGUAGGCGUAGAUAUUCGGUAGUAAAAGUGUUUUUUUCGCAUCACUUACUGCCAUUACGCGCGUUACAACGAGGAAAUGGCCAGUAUACAUCUUGAAGACUAUCACGACUUACCGAUCAAAUCAAAUCGAUUUUGCUAGGUCGUUUUCAUGCCAAGUAUUUAAUGUUCAUAUAAUUAGGUGCUUAUUGAAGCCCAUAAGAUUGUUAUGUUAAUCUAGAUAGAGAUUAAUGUUAAUAGACUCUGAUUAUAUUUUCGUUCCGUCAAUGUUUUCUAAAUAAAGUGUGCUUCAAACGAAGCCUUCUGAUUGGUCACAUUUUCACAUCGAGGUAGGACCGGCUGUUUUAUCUGAGGGUGGCUGGUUGACAAAACCUUGACUUAUUAUCAGAGGUAUAAUCUUCAACACGGAGGCUAACAUUCGUACAGUGAGUUCUAGAGGCUCUAGCUAAAGUAAAUGAUCAGUACGAUACGAGUGAUGGAGGCUGAGGAAGAAGUACAGAAUACUACCUCUAAUAAUAAUAAGCCAACCUCACUUUCGCAUAGCAUUCGUGACAUCUUGGGCCUCGCUACUUCCCGACAAGAGAGCGUCAAUGAUCAAGUGGAUGAACGAAAUAACACAGAUAAGUCAGAAGAACAGAACAGAAAAGACGACAAUAACAAGAGUUGUAAUCCUGUCACAGAAUCUAAAGAUAGCGCAGUGGGUUCUCCGAUGUCAGAACGAUCAAGACCUGCUUCUGCUGGUUCUCAAGAAGACAAUUUAGAAAAUAUAGAACUCGAUUCAGCAGAAGAAGCAAAUAAUUCGACGAAGAAAAAGAAAACGAGAUACCGAACGACAUUUAGUCAGUUCCAAAUCGAAGAGCUGGAAAGAGCCUUCGAUAAAGCACCGUAUCCUGAUGUGUUUGCUAGGGAAGAAUUAGCAUCGAAACUGGGACUAACAGAAGCUAGAAUACAGGUCUGGUUUCAAAAUCGACGAGCAAAGUGGCGCAAGAGGGAGAAGCUUUGUGGUUUUGGUCCAGGAAUGGUUGGCCCAGGUCUGCCAUACCCAUGGAUCCACGAUGUCGGUCCUUCUCCGUCCCAUCCAUUCUAUCAUCCAUCCAAUCCUGUUUCUACCCCACCUAGAGAACUUUGCACCUCGUAUUUUGCUGCCUCUCACUACGCACAACCACCAUACUCCUACUAUAAACCCAAUACGCCUUCAUUAGCCCGCGCUAUACCGUCCUGUAGCGGUCAUUUUCGCGAGUGUGGUUGUUCUAUCGGAGGUAGCCUAUACCCUGGUGGAUCCCAGGUAGGGUCCUGUAUGGUACUACCGGGUUAUUGUCCAGAGCCGGACAUCGAAACUAGAGUGGAUACGAUAGAGUUAAAGAGGGGUGAUCUUCACAAGGAAGGUUCCAGGGUGUCAAGUAUUGCUUCGCUACGAUUACGAGCCAAAGAACACGAGAUGAACCUCGUUCAUUAUCUCAAUACCAACUAAAUAAUCCUUGAAUGUUACGAAUUAUUGUAAAUACUUUGAUACAUAUCUCCCUCAUCACUGCGUAGAUUCUAUAUUCUUACUUGAUAUAUAUGCGUAUAGUUAAAAGAAAAAUGAACGCAUCAAAUAAACUACAAAGAAAUAAAAGAA
Messenger RNA from Actinia tenebrosa (Australian red waratah sea anemone), 2301 nucleotides. Its product is annotated as retinal homeobox protein Rx1. Lineage: Eukaryota; Metazoa; Cnidaria; Anthozoa; Actiniaria; Actiniidae. Gene Ontology annotation, molecular function: RNA polymerase II transcription regulatory region sequence-specific DNA binding; DNA-binding transcription factor activity, RNA polymerase II-specific. Gene Ontology annotation, biological process: regulation of transcription by RNA polymerase II. The record is from RefSeq and is a predicted model, not a curated record.